UUAGAGACCAUUUGACAGUACAAGAAAAUCAAUAUUGGAAAAUGGGCAAACACAGGACAGCACAGCAGGAUGCUAUAUUCGUUGCAUUUAUGGAAAGACAUCCCAUAAUAGCGAAAAAUUACUACAAAGGCGACAAAUUGGCCAGUGAAGCCGCUUGGCAGAGAUUAAGCAAGGAGUUAAACAGCGUGGGACCACCUGUAAAAGAAGCCGGCGAAUGGAAGCGUGUAUGGAAGGAUUGGAAGAGCUGCAUUCGGAAGAAAAUAGCGAACAACAGGCUGGAACCAAAUAGUACGGGGAAAAGUUCUCUUUACCAGGACACGCUCACACCUUUAGAGGAUGCCGUGGCGACUAUUACAGAUCUGUACGAAAUGGCAGACAUAAUAGUUGAAUCACAGCCGAAGGCCAAGCUGCGCGUGCAUGACAUCAAACCAGAUCAGGAUGAGGAGGCAUCCGAUAAUGAAGACGAUGAGCAGGAGGAUGAUGACGACGCUGCAUCUAUCGAGUCCAUCAGCGUGCGCGACCUGGGAAUCAAAGUAGAGCAGCAGCUACAUCAACAACAUUCCACAGCCAAGAAACGCAAACACGAACAUGAGAAUCUCAAUGGAUCAGGAACUGGAGCUGGCUUCAGUGGUAAUACAGUGCUCUUGGAUAUAGCCAAGGAGCUGCGGGAGCUGAACAGGCAAACACGAUUAAAUGCCCAGCGUACAGAAGCGAAUACAGAAGCUCUUUUGGCAAUGGGUACGCAAAUCUCAGAUCUAAUGCAACAGCAGCUGAAGGAACGUAAGCGUCUCAAUGCCAUAAUGGAGAAGUUUGUGCUCAAGAUGGAAACUACCGACUAGAUGUAUAUAACACUAUAAAUUAGCUCAACAAUAUAUAUUGUUAUAAGCAGCUACCUAAACUUGUGUGACUUAGCCAUAAUUUUAUUUUAAGU
Molecule: messenger RNA, 931 nt
Organism: Drosophila hydei
Lineage: Eukaryota; Metazoa; Arthropoda; Insecta; Diptera; Drosophilidae
Exons: 4
Coding region: 42-839 (265 amino acids)
Cellular component (GO): nucleus
Source: RefSeq, a predicted model, not a curated record